This is a messenger RNA of Parastagonospora nodorum SN15, 1443 nucleotides long. RefSeq lists its product as hypothetical. NCBI's taxonomy places the organism in Eukaryota, Fungi, Ascomycota, Dothideomycetes, Pleosporales, Phaeosphaeriaceae. The transcript has a single exon. Bases 1 to 1443 code for a protein of 480 amino acids. The record is from RefSeq and is a predicted model, not a curated record.
AUGACGCCAAGCUCUAGCGUCAACAUUACUACAUCCUUGGGAUCAACAGGCACAAACUCUGAUGAGCCUCGCUCGCCAUUCCCGAUCCCAACGCCAAGCUCAAGCUUCAACGUUUCGAGUGCGAUUCCUCCAGCGUCGGCCAACUCGACUGUGCCAGCGAGCUCGACACCUCAGUCUGGGAUUUUCACGCAGAUAACUCCUUCCGCAAGCGUACCGUACCCAUCUAGCAACAUCACCUCGAGCCCACCGGUGACAGAGACGGUCAUUAUCCCACCAACUGGCGGCAACUUUACUGUAUCUUCGGGCACGGUCAUUUCGAUCACUAUCCCAAGCAACUCCGCAAAUUUCACGAUUCCCGUGACUAUUCCUGUUGUCAACAUCACGUCAAGCGUGCCAUCGUUGACACCUACUGCUUCAUCGAACAUUACAUACACACCACCGCUCCCGACAGGCGGCGUCAACUCGUCAUCCAUUCCCUCUGCAAGCCCGACGCCUUCGUUCAACAGCACGCUCCCACCUGCAUCAAUCUGCCCAACCGUGGCUGUCACUGUCACAGUUAACGAAGUCCAACUCGCUACCAACGUUCAAUUCGUUACUACUACGGUUGUUUCAACCGUCAUCGCACCGACCACGAUCGUUUCCACCGUUACUGCACCCACGACAGUCAUCUCAACCGUCACUGCAGCCUUCAUUGCUGAAACUCUGGCUGAUGCUCUCUCCUUCGGCGCGGAGGUUACUGCAUCGUCGGCAUCUGCAUCCUUCACCCCAGCUACUCUCGCCAGCGCCCUGUCCUUCGCUCCUGAAUCCACCAAAGCCACUCCUGAUGGCACCGACUUCAGCUACAGCGCUUCCAUCCCCGACGUUUCUUCAACCCCAGGCGGUUCCCGCGAGUCCGUGUACCGCGCGCUUAACUCCCGCGCAUCCCCCUAUCAGCGCGACGCGGCCUGCAGCCUAACCGGCAACAUCGUGCGCAACCCUGACUUUGCCCAAGGUUCCGACGGCACAGUCAGCGGCUGGGAGACCGAUUCCAGCGACCCCAACAUCACACUCAACAGCGUCUCCGCCCCGGACGGCAAGGGCACAAUCGCACAAUUCAAGUCCGCAGCCGCGGGCCGCGAACUGCUCGUCAAGCAGCCCCUGACGCUCUGCCCCGGCAAGAAAUACCAGUUCAGCAUCAGCACGCAGCAGGCAAAGAAACUCGCGUCUUGCAGCGUGACGUCCACGCUCGUGUAUGCGGACGGCACGCGCGUGCAGAUUCUGAGCGUUGAGCCCGAGGAGAAGUGGACACCGAGUAACGCGUCGGUCACGGCGGGAAAGCAGGCUGAGGCGGAUUUGGAGUGCCUGGUGAAGUGUGCGGGAUUCCAGGGUAUGCCAGUUAGCGCGCAGGAGGAUGAGGGGUGGAUGAGGGUUGAUGUGCAGAAGGUUAGUCUUGUCAGGGAGUGA